AUGCCUUCUCCUGACCUCUCCGCGCUACCCACGCCGCCCGCCUGCACGGCCGACUUCUGCCUCAUCCCGCUCGGCACCGCGACCGCCUCUGUGUCGCGCGAGGUCGCCGCGGUCCAGCGCCUGCUGCAGAGCUCCGGGCUCCACUACAGCAUGCAUUCUGCCGGCACUACCCUCGAGGGCUCGUGGGAUGAUGUCAUGAGGAUUAUAGGUCAAGCGCACACACUUUUGCACCAGCAAGGGACCGUCCGGAUUCAGACGGAUAUUCGUGUUGGUUCUCGUACCGACAAGAAGCAGUCGUUUGAAGACAAGGUCGCCGCCGUCGAGAAGCUGCUCGCCGCCGACCAGGAGUAG
Lasiodiplodia theobromae is the source of this 351-nucleotide messenger RNA. RefSeq names its product Cell wall biogenesis protein. Lineage: Eukaryota; Fungi; Ascomycota; Dothideomycetes; Botryosphaeriales; Botryosphaeriaceae. The record is from RefSeq and is a predicted model, not a curated record. The transcript has 2 exons. Bases 1 to 351 code for a protein of 116 amino acids. Gene Ontology annotation, cellular component: cytosol.